AUGGUGGGAUCAAAAUCGGUCAAUCCUCUGCCCUACUCUGACUUCCGGAGCGACACUGCUACUGCGCCAACGCCUGAAAUGUUUGCAGCGAUGAUGAAGACUUCUCUUGGAGACGAUGUCUAUAAUGAGGACGACUCUGUCAAGAAGCUCGAACGAUAUGUGGCCACGCUCUGUGGCCACGAGGCUGCUCUCUUCUGCUCAUCUGGCACUAUGACAAACCAAUUGGCUCAUCGUGUCCACCUGUCCAACCCACCACAGUCGGCGAUGGUUGACAUUCGAUCCCACGUCUUCAAUUACGAGGCCGGUGGCAUCUCCUUCCACUCACAAGCUGCCGUCUACCCUAUCAUGCCCUCAAACAACAAGUACCUCACUGCUGAGGAUGUCGCCUCAAGACUGGUUCUCGAUGUCGAUGUCCACUAUGCCCCCACCCGAUCCAUUUCGCUCGAGAACACCCUCAACGGUACCAUCAUGCCCAUUGAAGAGAUGGAGCGGAUCCGUAUCCUCACCAAAGAGCACGACAUCAAGCUUCAUCUCGACGGUGCUCGUCUCUGGCACGCCAGCAUUGCCACUGGCAUCUCGAUGAAGGAGUACUGCAGUCACUUUGACACUGUCUCCCUCUGCCUCUCAAAGGGCAUUGGUGCCCCCAUUGGUUCGAUUCUAGUCGGCAGCGAGCUGACCAUCAAGAAGGCUAGACAUUUCCGUCUGCUUUUCGGUGGUGGCUGGAGACAGGCUGGUCUUUUGGCCGAGGCCGCUCUCUGGGGUAUCAAGAACAACUGGCCCACGAUGGAGGAUACUCAUCGUCGUGCAAAAUGGCUCGAGCGCGUCUUCCUCCAAGUCGGAUGCCAAAUCACCAACCCUGUCGAUACCAACAUGGUCUGGGUCGACACGACGAAUGCGGGCUUCUCGGUUGACGACUUGAUUGUUGAGCUCGCCAAAGAGGGGAUCAAGAUUAGUGGAAGUGGUUGCCAAGCGCGUGUGGUUUUGCAUUACCAGAUCUCGGACGAGGCAGUCCAACAGUUUAUUGAAGUCCUCCGCAAGAUGGCUCACUCCCAUCGUAUGAAGGUCAAUGUUGAUCUCAUCAAGACCUCGAUGCGAGAGCAGCCACAUAGUGUCUUCGACGACGAACACAACGACAAGAUGACUCCCCCUUCUCCUCCUCUCUCGCCCGACAGCCCUAUCCUCGGACAGAUCAAGACCUUCUCCAAGGGCCAAUCUUCAGAAGCGAAUCAUCGGCCCGAGAAGAAGACUAGCGACUCGGAUGCAGAGGAUGAGGUCUUGCCACGGUCUAGUAUUCAGAGCGGCCCCGACAUGAAGCGGUGUCUGUUUAAGGAGAGCAACGAGCCUACCCUCGAUACCACCGAACCCUUCCAGCCUUCAUCCCGCCGCUCGGCACCACGGCUGAUGAGUGCCUACUACGAACCCGAGCUAAUGACGGCCAGAGUCCGCGAGGCCGAGCAAGUAUUCGGUAUGCGCAAGAGCUUUGGCGAGCGCCUGUCGGAAGACGACGAGAGCCAUUCUGAAGACGAUCAAGUCCCCUCAUCUAGGAUGAUCCGGACGACACAGUCUCUAGACCUUCAAGAAAUCGAGGCACGUGCAGUAGUAGAACAGUUGGCUGCAGCAGUGGACUCACAGCGGCCCCAGACGGCCGUGUCGACGUGCGAAAAGAAGAAGGUCAAGAAGAUCCAGUAUCGUCUAGCCCAUAACACCGCCAGCAAAGCCUUCAAGCGCGCCAGUGUCCGGAUCGUUCGCUGGGGUAGCUUUCUGAACCGCGAAGCAUAA
Molecule: messenger RNA, 1779 nt
Organism: Linnemannia hyalina
Lineage: Eukaryota; Fungi; Mortierellomycota; Mortierellomycetes; Mortierellales; Mortierellaceae
Source: the annotation of a GenBank genome assembly